Messenger RNA from Brachypodium distachyon (stiff brome), 1626 nucleotides. RefSeq names its product receptor-like protein EIX1. The transcript has 2 exons. NCBI's taxonomy places the organism in Eukaryota, Viridiplantae, Streptophyta, Magnoliopsida, Poales, Poaceae. Gene Ontology annotation, molecular function: protein binding. Bases 184 to 1575 code for a protein of 463 amino acids. The record is from RefSeq and is a predicted model, not a curated record.
CUGCCAAUUUGUUGUUCCUGGAUUCUCCAGCCGGUGUUGGAUUUUCAUACACGAACACGUCAUUCGAACAAGAUCCACCGGGAGACAAUUCAACCGCACACGGUUCAUACACUUUCCUGGUUAAAUGGUUCCAGAGGUUCCCCCAACACAAAAUGAAAGAAUUCUACAUAGCUGGAGAGAGCUAUGCAGGUCCGCCAACUUAUUCAUAGAUAUUUACUCCCUCCGAUCCAUAAUAAGUGUCUCAGAUUCACCCUCCAAAUCAGCGGUCUCUAUGACAGUCAAGCUGUAGGAGGUGAGAUACGCUCCUCCUUGCUCACUCUGCGACAUCUCAAGAUGUUGGACCUCUCAUUGAACGACUUCGGCGGCCAACCUAUCCCGGAGUUCAUAGGUGCUCUCCGGAGUCUCACGCAUCUAGACCUCUCUUACUCCAAUUUCAGUGGUCAGAUUCCUCCGCACCUCGGCAACCUCUCGAAUCUGCUCAACCUUCAGCUCAGCAAUACGGCCGACUCGUACUUGCCUGAUCUAGCAUGGUUGUCGCGCUUGAAGAAGCUGCAGGUGCUUGGCAUGUCUGAGGUGGACCUCAGCGCUGCCGUCGACUGGGUUCAUGCUCUCAACAUGCUACCUGAUCUGAUGAACAUUGAUUUAGAUUCUUGUGGGCUUCGAAACAGUACUAUGCUUUACCCGGUGCAUUCCAACCUCACGUCGCUGGAGACCCUAUACCUCAGUUUUAACCCCUUCAACACGUCUAUGGGAGCCAACAAUUUUGUUUUGGCUCUGACUAGGCUUCAGGAGCUCUCUCUGUUGAGCUGUGGAAUCCAUGGUCCUGUCCCUGAUGCAUUGGGAAACCUGACCUCCCUUCGAAAACCGAGUCUUCAAGAAAACCUCUUUGUUGACAAGGUGCCAUCAACCUUCAAGAAACUGAAAAAACUACAAGUGUUCGAAUUAUCCAACAACUUCAUCAGCAUGGACGUAAUAAAGCUACCGCAUCUGUUGCCACCAGACGAAUUGUUGAAGCUGCGCUUCGACAACAACAAGUUGACAGGGAGCUUACCAGCUUGGAUAGGGCAGUUUAGCAGCUUGACCAUAAUUAAGCUCAACCACAACGAGCUUUCUGGAGAGAUACCGAUUGGUAUACGAGAACUGACAAAUUUGAGAGACUUAUGGCUGAAUUCAAACAACCUACAUGGUACAAUCAAUGAUGACCAUUUCACAAAUCUGACCACCUUACAAGUCCUGCUGAUUUCAGAUAAUUCCUUAACCGUGAAGGUAAGUCAUACAUGGAACACUCCAUUCAGCUUAUAUUCAGCAAGCUUUAGCUCUUGCAUGCUAGGUCCCCAAUUUCCAGCUUGGCUUAUCCAACCAACAAUUGAAACUCUUGAUAUUUUCAACACAAGCAUACAUGACAUCAUACCUGCUGAGUUUUGGACUUCUAGUUACCAUGCGACAUAUUUGGAUUGUCACGAAAUCGGCUUGUUGGCAUGCUUCCCACAUUUUUUCAAUUUGCUGGCUUGGAUGUUUAGGAUAUCAGUUCUAACCAGUUUUCUGGUCCAAUUCCAUUACUUCCACAAAAUAUAAGCUACAUGGACCUCUAUGAAAACAAUCUAUCGGGUCCACCUCAUUUACAUA